AUGCCGGCCUGCUGUCUCUUGAGAUUGAGUUGGAGAAAGAAGCUCAUUGAACCCUUGGCUGAAUCUGGUGGUUUUGACUGUGGCCAUACCAUGGCUGAAGCCAGUCCUCCUAUCCAGCUUCUCCAGAUUCUUGAGAAAACCGUCUCACCUGACAAAAAUGAACUGGAAGCUGCUCAGCAGUUUUUUGAGCAAGCAGCUCAACAAAAUUUGGCUGAAUUCCUGAAGUCACUCUCAGAUGUCUUGAAGCAUGCCACCAAUAGCCCAGUGGCUCGCAUGGCUGCUGGCCUUCAAAUCAAGAAUACAAUUACCUCCAAGGAUCCUACUGUGAAGCUACAAUACCAUCAGAGGUGGCUCUCUUUUCCAGAAGAUAUUAGAUCGUACAUCAAGAAGAAUGUCCUGGAUGCGCUUGGAACUGAGACUAUGCGGCCAAGCACAGCAGCUCAGUGUGUGGCUUAUAUUGCAGUGGCAGAGCUGCCUGUCAAUCAGUGGAAUGAACUUAUCCCUCUCCUCACUCAAAACAUUACAUCACAGACUGGGAAUGAGAUGGUGAAAGAGUCCAAUCUGGAGGCUCUUGGUUACAUCUGCCAAGAUAUUGACCCUCAUGUACUGGUGAACCAAUCAAAUGCCAUCUUAACAGCAAUAGUUCAUGGAAUGAAGAAGGAGGAAGAAAAUGAGCAUGUCCGUCUGGCUGCAACCACUGCCCUUCUGAACUCAUUGGAAUUUACUAAAGCCCAGUUUGAUAGAGAGUCAGAGCGACAUUUCAUCAUGCAAGUUGUUUGCGAAGCCACUCAGUCAUCCAAUACCCAGAUACAAGUGGCAGCCCUGCAGUGCCUUGUCAAGAUUAUGUCAUUGUAUUACCGGUACAUGGAACACUAUAUGGGACCUGCCCUCUUUGCUAUCACCCUUCAAGCCAUGAAGUCUGAAAUAGAUGAAGUGGCCCUCCAAGGGAUUGAAUUCUGGUCAAAUGUUUGUGAAGAGGAGAUUGACCUGGCCAUUGAAUUGACGGAGGCACAGGAGUCUGGUCGACCACCCCAGCAGACAUCUCGGUUCUACGCCAAGGGAGCACUACCUCAUCUUAUUCCUGUUCUCAUGAAGACUCUCACCAAACAGGAGGAAUGUGAUGACAUGGAUGACUGGAUCCCAAGCAAAGCUGCAGGAGUGUGUGUGAUGCUGUUGGCUUCAUGCUGUGAGGAUGACAUUGUCCAGCAUGUCCUUCCCUUUGUCAAGGACAAUAUCAAACACUCUGAAUGGAAGUUCCGAGAAGCUGCUGUCAUGGCAUUUGGCUGCAUAUUGGAGGGUCCAGACCCAGAGAUGCUGAAACCCAUUGUGGUCCAGGCCAUGCCAACACUGAUUGAAUUGAUGAUGGAUCCUAGUGUGGCUGUUCGAGAUACAACUGCAUGGACCAUUGGGCGCAUCUGUGAACUCAUCCCAGAAGCUGUCGUCAAUGAGACCUUCCUCAAGCCUCUUCUGGAAGCCUUGGUGAAGGGUCUCCAUACAGAAGCUCGUGUUGCUGCCAAUGUGUGCUGGGCAUUCAAUUCUUUGGCUGAGGCAGCUUAUGAGGCUGCCACUGGAGAUUCAGACAAAGCUCAGGAACCAGAGACUUAUUGCUUGUCUGAGUUCUAUGAAAUCAUUAUACAGAAGCUUCUAGAAACUACAGAUCGACCUGAUGGAGCACAGCAUAAUCUACGUAGUGCAGCAUAUGAGGCCCUCAUGGAACUAGUGAAGAAUUCGGCCAAAGAUUGCUAUGAGGUCGUGCAACGGACAACCAUCAUCAUCCUGGAACGGCUUCAACAAGUCCUGUCAAUGGAAUCUCACAUACAGACGCAUUCUGAUCGGAUGCAAUACAAUGAUCUCCAAAGUCUCCUCUGUGCCACACUCACUAGUGUGUUGCGGAAGGUCAAGCCGGAAGAUGUGCCACAAAUAUCAGAUGCCAUCAUGACAGCCCUGCUACAGAUGUUCAACUCAGCAUCUUCCAAAGCUGGGGGUGUUCAAGAGGAUGCUUUUAUGGCUGUCUCAACUCUUGUGGAAGUUCUUGGUGCUGAUUUCAUAAAGUACAUGGAGGCCUUCAAACCUUUCCUUUUGCUUGGACUUAAGAGCCAUGCUGAGUGUCAGGUGUGCUCAGCUGCUGUGGGUGUGACUGGGGAUAUUUGUCGUGCACUUGGAAAUAAGGUGCUCCCUUUCUGUGAUGAUUUCAUGGCUGAACUCCUAACCAACCUCAGUAACAACAAUGUUCACCGGUCAGUGAAGCCCCAGAUCCUGUCUGUAUUUGGUGACAUGGCUCUGGCAAUUGGCCCAGAAUUCAAGAAAUAUUUGGAAAUAGUGCUCCAGGUGGUGCAGCAGGCUUCCAUGAUCAUGGUUGACCAUUCAGACUAUGAUCUUGUGGACUACCUCAAUGAGCUGCGACAUGGUUGUCUGGAAGCGUACACAGGGAUCAUCCAGGGUCUGAAAGGUGACGAGAGUGCACAAGCAACUAUGAAUGGUCCAAACAACGACUUGAGCAUCGUCAAACCACACGUCCCCCACAUCGUCAAUUUCAUCAUCGUGAUUGCUCAAGACCCUGAUAAAUCUGAGGAUUGUGUUACCUCCUGUGCUGGACUUGUAGGGGACUUGUGCACUGCUUUUGGAUCUGAGAUCCUUCCUCUCGUGGAUAAGGAACAGGUCCAUGGGCUCCUAGGACAAGGCAGGCAUUCCAAGAACAGCAAGUCCAAAGCACUCUCCUCCUGGGCUGCCAAGGAACUCCGAAAGCUGAAGAACGCUGUCACUGUUGCUUCUUGAUGAUCAUCCAUUGCUGGGAAAUUGCACUGCAGUCUUUUGUCAAGGAUCAUUCUUUUAAAUUUCUUAGACUUUUCCCUGUGACUGAUUUAAGAUGAGAUGGAGAAGGCUGAAAACAGGUGGCCAUGCUUCAUGUCUUUGUUCAUCUCCCCUCUACUAUUUUUUUUCAUUGUGUUUCUGUCUCAGUGAGCUAGCAUCUUGUCACAAUAUCAGAUUAGGGCAUAUCAAGAGGUUCUCGGUCUCAAGAAAGGAAACGGUAAGAAGAAAAGCUCUGUGAUGUUGCUCCCCAGUCAUCUAUGUUCUUCUAUUUUAUUUCCUUCUCCUUGCUUGGAAUUUGCUUCCCUUUUUAUUGUAUCUUGUAUAUAUAUCCCCAGUCAUCCCCUCGUUCCAGUUUGAAGUAUGGUUUGAAUGAAAAUGUCGAUGGGAGCUAACUAAGAAAAAAUUCCUUUUUUCCUUGGAAAAUUUGAUUGUUGCACUCUUCCCGGUUUGGAGUUGUUAGGGAAGGGCAGGCCUCUCUUCCACUGAACUGGAGGAGAGUGGCUCUCCUCGAGCUGAAACCAUUUUGUGAUAAUCUCUUUGCGAUUCCAAUUUGUUGCAAGUUGAGGGAGAAAUAAAUAAAAAAAAAGGAAUUUUUUUAAGAAAUGAAAAA
Molecule: messenger RNA, 3421 nt
Organism: Darwinula stevensoni
Lineage: Eukaryota; Metazoa; Arthropoda; Ostracoda; Podocopida; Darwinulidae
Source: the annotation of a GenBank genome assembly